GUCAUUGGUACGAUAUUUUAUACUCUUAUAGAUAUCGAAGUGUCGUAUCCAAAGAACGCAUUUAAAACUAGGCGGAAAAACUCGGGAUUGCAUUUCUGACCUUCUUCGAGUACGUUUACAAACACAAAUAUUUAUGUCAAACAAUAUGACGUGUUCUGUUAUAUUUAUAAUUGAAAAUAUUUCCAGAUCUUGUUCCGUUAAUUGUGUUGUGCCUUUUCAAUUUGUGUAUAAUUAUUUACUAGAAAAAGCAUUUAUUUAAUAUAUAAUAAAGUGUACUGUACAAAAAUGACAACAGACGCGAAAAUCAUAGAUAUCGACGUGCGUGAUUUAAGAUUUCCAAGAAGAAAAGUAAAGCGUAAUGAAAAAUCGAGUGUAAAUCCUAACUACAUCUGCAUAUACGUAACGCUCAUAACAGAUAACGUAAAAUACAAAGGAUAUGCUCUCACAUGUGAAUUGGGAGAAGGAGUUGAACUUGUAACAGCAACGUGCAAGCUCCUUUUUAAUCUCGUAAAAGAUCGGAACGUAGCGGAGAUUUACAGCGAUUUUGCAUCGUUCUGGAAAAUGUUGACGACCGACAAGGAAUUAAAUUCGAUAGGACCGGAGUGUGAUGUGAGACACAUAGCCACAGCAGUUAUCGUAAACGCAUUGUGGGAUCUAUGGGCGCGUAUCGAAGGUAAACCCGUAUGGAAACUUCUUACGGACAUGACACCCGAGCAACUCGUAUCCACAAUAGACUUUACACACAUUUCUCGCACUGUAACUAAAGAAGAGGCAAUAGACAUGCUCAGGAAACGAGAGGCGCGUAAAAAGAAACUUGAGGAAGAGAUACAGAAAACAGGAUAUCCCGCAUACGUGGCAGACGGAUGGACGGAUUAUCAGUAUUCGCAAGUUUACAAUUUUUGCAAACGUUACGUAAAAAGCGGAUUUAACGUAUUCAAAGUGGAUAUAGAUAAUGACGAGGAGAGACUGCCUGCGGUGAAUAUGCAAUCCUGUAUCUUAACGAGGAAAGUUAUAGGCUGGAAAAAUAGAAAACUAAUAGCGCACAUAAAUGAAACACUACCGAAUCGGGCAAUGGCGUUCACUAUAGUAAAAACAAUAAGUUCGCGUAUAUAUACACAACGAAACCAAAACGGAAUACUUCGACCUUUUUGUAUAGAAAAUGCGAUAUCUUCUGACGACGUGCUGGAAUGUUUUUAUUUGAAAAGUCAGAUCAAACACUGCAUCUCAUUAUGUGUCGGUGAAAUGUGCUCGAAUUGCGUCGUAGCCAUGCAACUGCUCAGACUGAUGAUACCCGAUUUUUGGCACAUGAACGUAACAAGAAUGGCUGGUGUUAACGAAGCCUUAGCUGUAUAUUUUCUGGCGGAGAAGACAAAAACUCCAGUCUGGGGAUACGGUAACGGAGCAGGUUUAGGUGAGAUGAUUCAACACCUUCAAACAUGGGACUAUAUCUGUUUAAGUCAAACUACUGACCAACAAUUAAUACAAUUUGUGGAUCAACUACACGGGUAUUUCGAAAGGCCGGUAUUCGUUCAAAACGGCAAGUACAUGCCAUCCAAAUUUCCUGGAUAUUCAACUAAGCUUAAGGAUAAGUGUAUUUCGAGAUGGUCCUAUCCGAACGGAACGCGAUGGAAAUAUUUGCUUCGAACAGGGAAUCUACGUUCAUCAACAAAAUCGGUUCCUCAAAGAGAUUUUCCUACGUUCGUCAAGGAAAAUAUUUUGUUCGUAGGACAAAAUAUUCCAUCAUCAUCUCAUAGCACAACUGACUUAUAAUCUAUUUUGCUGACAAUUUAUUAAAUAUAGUUAUUACUGGAAGAGAAAAAUAUACACAUAAGAAUAUUACGCGAGGAACGAUUGAAUUAACAGUCGUGUACAGUCGUGAUCUAGAGUGGUUUAAGAAAAUGCGUUUUAUGUGAAAAUAAGUUUUUUAUGAAUAAAUAAUUUUCAAUAGAUAAAGCACUAUAAAAAAUAUUCCGACAGCGAUUGAAAUGUGAAAUGUUGUAAGAAUGAUAUUUCGUGGUUCCAAUCGACACCUCAGUUGUGAUCAUUUGAGACUGUUCAAUACAUCAUAUUUCGACUUUGUGUAGAUAUAAAUAUAUAUAUAUAGUAUAUACUAUUACAUGUGUAUAUUACUUGUGGAAAACAAAAAGAGGCUUGUCGAAAUAUUUUGUGACUGUCUUCUAUCGAUUGCAAGUGAAUUUUGCACGAAUUCUAGACCUAUAUCUUUUUUACGCUUCUGACAUUUUUCGUUCAAUCAUUCAACAUGAUUCUUGCCGCAAUCUUUGAAAUUGCAAGAUAUGCAAAAUUCAUAUAAGAAACUUAUUAAAUCACAUUCUUCUCUC
Messenger RNA from Pseudomyrmex gracilis, 2339 nucleotides. RefSeq names its product mitochondrial enolase superfamily member 1-like. The transcript has 6 exons. Lineage: Eukaryota; Metazoa; Arthropoda; Insecta; Hymenoptera; Formicidae. Gene Ontology annotation, biological process: carbohydrate catabolic process. The record is from RefSeq and is a predicted model, not a curated record. Gene Ontology annotation, molecular function: hydro-lyase activity; magnesium ion binding. The coding region runs from base 286 to 1770 and encodes 494 amino acids.